This is a messenger RNA of Caretta caretta (loggerhead turtle), 4356 nucleotides long. It is a transcript of the gene SYTL5, whose product is annotated as synaptotagmin like 5. NCBI's taxonomy places the organism in Eukaryota, Metazoa, Chordata, Testudines, Cheloniidae. Gene Ontology annotation, molecular function: small GTPase binding; neurexin family protein binding; phospholipid binding. Gene Ontology annotation, biological process: intracellular protein transport; exocytosis. Gene Ontology annotation, cellular component: exocytic vesicle; plasma membrane. The record is from RefSeq and is a predicted model, not a curated record.
CACCGCCCCUUCCCCAGCCGCUGCUCCCGGGGCUGCGGACUCUCCCGCCUCCCGCUCCCCGUCCGUUCUUCCCGCCGCUUCUCGACGCGGCGCUGCUGCUGGAGCGGGCGCCCUGGCAGCGGGGAGGCGCAGCUCCUCGGUGGAUGCAGGAGACGGGAGCCGAGGGCUCCGGCGGGGCGGGCAGCGCCGAUCUGCUGCCGUUGCGUUGCCGGUGAGGGCUGGUCUCCAGCCCAGGCCCCAGCUGCGCUCCGCCGGCGAUGCUCCCGCCGCAGGUGCACCGCAGCAGCUCGGGGCGUGCCCAGAGGCGGCGGGAAGGGACGAAGAUAGUUUGAGUCUAAAUAUCCAGCUGUUGUGUGGCUUCAGACGACAGUUGAUGUGUUGAAGAUGAACUCAGACACCUUCUAUGAAUGUGGGUUGAAGGCUUGCAGCAUGUCAAGGAAGACCAGAAAAGAUGCAAUGAACAUUCUGUAACCAGGAAAAUGAGAGAAUUUCUUAAAGAACACAGCAGAAACCUUUCUCUCCUGCAGGUGGAAGACAUGGUCACAUGCUUUUAAUAUCUGGGUAAUUUAAUGAAGAGCUCUCUGUCAGGCUAUCUUGUAAAUCUUGUACCUGUGUGACAAAUGUGCCUUUGAAACUUGCAGUAAACAGUUUAUUCUCUGGAAACCCAACUGUUGGAAAAAUCACUAUUGAAGAAUCAUGUCAAAAAACCUGGAGAUCAUCAAUUUGUCAUUUUUGUUGGAACAUGAGAGGGAAACAAUACUAGGAGUAUUGAAGAGAGAUGAGUAUUUGAAAAAAGUGGAAGAUAAGAGGAUAAGGAAAUUGAAGAAUGAGUUGUUGGAAGUGAGACGAAAAGGUGGAAACCGCCAUUGCCGACAGGACCGUGGCAGGGUCUGUGUUCGCUGUCAGAAAAACCUGGGCUUAAUCUUUGACAGGGGGGACCAGUGCCAAGAAUGCAAACUCACAGUUUGCAACAAGUGUCGUGUUUUGGGAAUUGAUGGGAACUGGAAGUGCACUGUGUGCGCCAAGAUUGCACAGCUAAGGAUAGUGACAGGUGAAUGGUUUUUUGAAGAGAGGGCAAAGCGCUUCAAGCAAUCCAACCUCCUUGGAACUGAUGUUGUCAGACAGUCCAUCCUACGCAAAGCCUCAGAUACUGUUUCUGGUAAGAAAGAAGGAGGGCAAGCCAAAGAUCACACCCAGGAGAAUGCAGAGCAAAUGCAAGAUACCCCAGCUUCCUCCACAAGUGGGCAGAAAUCAAUAUUCAGUGGACCCAGAAAGAUAGGGAAGGCCAUCAGGGCAGUGACCAAAGGAGAAAUUGCCAAUGUGAAAGCUGAAGGUGGAAGAAGCAGCAGUUCGGACGCUGAUGCCCAAAGUUUACGCAGUAUCAGGUCAACUCCCUGUUCUGACAGGGGGAGCACUCUUUCGCUGAACAACAAUGACCCGGAGACCCUUCCCGGUAACAUGAAAGGCACAGUGAGUUCUGGGAACCGAAGCAAUGCCUCCACUCCAGUCCAUCCGAGGUCACCAGCACUGAGCACACGCAGCGUGACUUCAGAUUAUGGCAGGCAGGACCCUGGUUUAAAAAAUGGCCCUUUUGUGCCUGCAAGUGAAAGUGUACCUGAAGAUUUAGUGAAGAAACACUGUAGGAAUGCAUCUGGAACACCUUCAAUAGCAGUUUCUAGGGCAUCUCUAGCAUCAGAUCUCAGCAGAUCUGAGAUAGAUUUGAGUGGGUCUUUCUCAGAAGAAAACAAGGAUGCUGUAAGCUUAAGAAGUAAAUCUGUACCUGAUGCUUUAGACCAGGACCUGGAUUACCUGGACGAGAUAGAGGAAGACCCUGAUGACAUAGUGACCUCUCAUUAUCUAAAACAUCGCAGACAUUUGGCAAGUGGAUUAUCAACAAACUUUCCUGAAGGCUCUGACAGAAAAUGCUCCUACUUAAAUGUACCUGAAGCAGAUGGUGAUACUACUAGCAUUAACAGCAUGAUGAGUGUUUAUAGUGAAACUGGGGACUAUGGCAAUGUGAAGGUCAGUGGGGAAAUACUUCUCCACCUCAGCUACAGCUACAAAACGGGUGCCCUCAACAUCCUGGUAAAAAACUGCAGAAACCUGGCCAUAGCAGAUGAAAAGAAGCAAAGAACAGAUCCCUAUGUCAAAGCAUACCUCCUGCCAGACAAAUCUCGCCAAAGUAAACGCAAGACCAAAAUCAAAAGCAACACCACCAAUCCAGAGUUUAAUGAAACACUAAAGUAUGUCAUCAGCCAUACACAGCUAGAGACUAGGACCCUCCAACUUUCUGUUUGGCACUAUGACAGAUUUGGGCACAACAGCUUUCUUGGGGAGGUGGAAAUUCCUUUGGACUCCUGGAAUUUUGAAAAUCAGACAGAUGAAUGGUUUGUGCUCCAACCCAAGCUGGAGGUUGCAGCAGAUAUCGGGCUUCAGUAUAAAGGAGAGCUGAUAGUUGUUUUACACUACAUUCCCCCUGAGAAAAACCUAAUGCUUCCCCUCGGACAGUUUCAAGGAAAGAAGAGUUUAAAAAAAGGAAAGAAAGGAAACACACAGCUACCUUCUGGGGGUAUGUUGGAGGUCCUCAUCAAGGAAGCCAAGAAUUUAACAGCUGUGAAGUCAGGAGGCACUUCUGACACAUUUGUUAAAGGAUAUCUGCUCCCAGAUAAUAACAAAGCAACAAAACAUAAAACUCCUGUCAUAAAGAAGAGUGUGAACCCUCACUGGAAUCACAGCUUCACUUUCAGCAGCUUGAAUCCUACAGAUCUACACAAUGUCUGCCUAGAACUGACAGUCUGGGACAAGGAGUCACUCUCCAGUAACAUCUUUUUGGGAGGUGUCCGUUUGAGCACUGGAAGCGGUAUAAGUAAUGGGAAGGAAGUUGAUUGGAUGGAUUCUCACGGGGAAGAGCAGCACCUCUGGCAAACGAUGAUGGACCGUCCCGGAGCUUCUGUGGAAGGUAUAUUAAUGCUGAGAUCUAGCAUGGGAAAACGCAGACUCUGAGAACAAAUGGCUUGCACAAGGAUACACUCCAGCUGUUUCGCUGACGUGACUUUUAACUGUUGUGGGGUACCACAAGGAUGCCUGGUGUUAGUGGAAUUCAGUCUGUUGUAACUUUGCACAUGCGAAAGUGAGGAAGAAAGACUCCUCUUUGCCUUGGAUUUUAAGGCUCCAGAAUUGGAUUAUAAUGCAUUCUGCACUUUUGUGCAUCCGUAUUCUUAAGACAAUGCUCCUUACACUAGUGAAACUCCUACUGAAGUCAGUGAGAAAGAUACCUGAAUAUAGAAUUCAAAAUCAGGCUUUCUUUGUCUCAGAGACAGAAAUAUGGUCUACUAGUGUCAACAUCCAUGAAGAAUAUGGAGCAAGCAAAUGUUUUAGUCGUUUGAUGACUAAUGAUUAUUUAUGGUAUAAGCCAAUUUGAAGCAACUCAAAAGUUUGGUAUUUGAAAUGAGAUUAGAAACCACCAGAUUCCAAACAGUCUGAAAGAAUAAUUAGCAACAUCCCUUCCCCCUGUUUACAUGUUCAGUUAUUUGAAUUGUGCAUGACAGCAAGCCUUGCAACAAGCAUCACUGCAAGAAAAGCCAAUACACUGCACACAGCAGCCAUUAUUUGGGUAUUUAGAAAUAGGCAGCAGAUGUGCGGAUAUAAAAUAACAGGAAUGCUGUACUCUGCAGUGAUGCGUGUGCGGUGUGUUUCACUGCCCCAUUGAGAAUGCAAGCUAUGGUUCCCCCGGGUCAAAGAGCCUCUUAUGAAAACAGAUUAUUAUACAUCCCUACGCAGCUUCCAGAACUAGGCGCCGUUACUUAUGGCUGCAUUAUAACUUUUGCUUAUAACUCAUUUAAUAAUUCAGACAUCACUGUACAGAAGAGGAGAGAAGUUCAAACAUCUGUUAAAAUGGAUGAGAUGCUGAUGUUUACCCACACAUGCUGUUUCAGGUUUAAUAGUCCCCAAUUCAGCAAAACAUUUAAGGAAAUGAUCUAAUUAAGCAUAUGCCUAACUGCUUUGCUGAAUGGGAGUUUAAAUGGGGAAGUUUUUGGCGUGGGUUGGAAUCCUAUUCAAGCAUAUCCUGCUGAUUUAUUAAUUAUUAACCAUGAGAUGAUGUAGAAUGGGAUUUUGCUGCUGAAUGUUACUAAUAUGAGUCGUUGCACUUAUAGUACUAAUGCAUUUUAAUAUAAAAAUGUUGUCUUACUAUUUCAAUUACUCCAUGUUAAAUGGCAUAGUUGUUCUAUAUUAAUUUGGUUUCCUAAAGACUGUUUUGUGUCUAAUGAGAUCUGUCCUGCUCUCAAUACACGAAGGAAUUAUACACCCCACCAAUCUUACAUUUUCUGCCCACUAAGAACUAGACCACCAUGUGUA